CCCGGCAGUGAAGACGCGUCUGUCUGCAGGAGGACAACCUGAGGACCGAGAGAGAUCGAGGACAGGACAGGUGUACCUGUCCCAGGCUGUGUAUCUGUCUCGGGGACACUAUUUCGGGACCAGAAUGUCGGACUCUGCCUCCAGUUUUCUCCACAUUGGAGACAUCGUGUCUCUUUACGCAGAAGGAUCAGUCAACGGCUUCAUCAGUACACUGGGGUUGGUCGAUGACAGAUGUGUGGUCGAACCUGCAGCCGGAGAUCUGGAGAAUCCUCCAAAGAAGUUCAGAGACUGCCUGUUCAAGGUCUGUCCCAUGAGCCGCUACUCGGCUCAGAAACAGUUUUGGAAAGCGAAACAAGCCAAACAUGAGAAGGACAAGAUCGCCGAUGUGGUCCUGCUGCAGAAGCUGCAGCACGCGUCCAACCUGGAGCAGAAACAGAACGAAACUGAGAACAAGAAAGUCCAUGGAGACGUUGUCAAAUAUGGAACUGUCAUACAGCUGCUCCACAUGAAGAGCAACAAGUACCUGACGGUGAACAAGCGUCUGCCGGCUCUGCUGGAGAAGAAUGCCAUGAGGGUGACGCUGGACGGCACGGGCAACGAGGGCUCGUGGCUCUUCAUCCAGCCGUUCUGGAAGCUCCGCGCCAACGGAGACAACGUGGUGGUCGGAGACAAAGUGAUCCUGAACCCGGUGAACGCUGGUCAACCGCUGCACGCCUCCAACUAUGAACUGACCGACCAUCCGGGCUGCAAGGAGGUGAACUCGGUGAACUGCAACACCAGCUGGAAGAUCAACCUGUUCAUGAUGUUCAGUGACCACAGAGAAGAAGUCCUCAAAGGAGGCGAUGUGGUGCGUUUGUUUCAUGCAGAGCAGGAAAAGUUUCUGACGUGUGAUGAGUACAAAAGUAAACUCCAUGUUUUCCUGCGAACGACGCUGAGGCAGUCUGCGACGUCAGCGACCAGCUCCAACGCUCUGUGGGAGGUCGAGGUCGUCCAUCAUGACCCGUGUCGUGGGGGGGCUGGGCACUGGAACAGCCUCUACCGCUUCAAACACCUGGCCACUGGCAACUACCUGGCUGCUGAGGAGAAUCCAGGUUAUAAAGGGGACAACGCAGAGAUCUCGCCCUCGAUGGAAGGUAGUCGUAGCAACAAGCGCUCCCUUGGUGAGAGGAUCAAGUACAAACUGGUGGCGGUGCCUCAUGGGAACGACAUCGCCUCGCUGUUCGAGCUGGACCCAACCACGCUGCAAAAGACCGACUCAUUCGUGCCACGAAACUCGUACGUACGACUGCGACAUCUGUGUACCAACACCUGGAUCCAGAGCACCAACGUCCCCAUUGACGUUGACGAGGAGAGACCCAUCAGGCUCAUGUUGGGAACGUGUCCCACGAAAGAGGACAAGGAGGCCUUUGCCAUCGUCUCUGUACCCGUCAUGGAGAUCAGAGAUCUGGACUUCGCCAAUGACGCCAGCGCCAUGUUGAGCACAGUGGUCGACCAGUUCAACAAGGGCUUCAUCAGCCAGAACGACCGCAGAUUUGCCAUCAAGCUGCUGGAGGACAUGGUUUUCUUCGUGGCAGACGUCCUCAACAGUGGUCAGCCUGUCCUGGAUGUGGUCAUGACCAAACCCAACAGGGAGCGGCAGAAACUAAUGAGGGAGCAGAACAUCCUCAAACAGGUUUUUGGUAUCCUAAAGGCUCCCUUUAAGGACCGUGGAGGAGGGGAGGGUGCCUUGCUGUGUCUGGAAGAGCUGGCUGACCAGAAGAACGCCCCCUACCAGUACAUGUUCCGACUCUGCUACAGGGUUCUCAGGCACUCUCAGGAGGACUACCGCAAGAACCAGGAGCACAUAGCCAAGCAGUUCGGUGUGAUGCAGAGUCAGAUCGGCUAUGACAUCCUGGCUGAGGAUACCAUCACCGCUCUGCUGCACAACAACCGCAAACUGCUAGAGAAACACAUCACCAAGACCGAGGUGGAAACCUUUGUCAGUCUGGUCCGCAAGAACCGCGAGCCCAGGUUUCUGGACUACCUGUCUGACCUGUGUGUGUCCAACAACGUUGCCAUUCCUGUCACUCAGGAGCUGAUAUGUAAAUGUGUGCUGGACCCCAAACACCAAGACAUCCUCAUCAAAACUGAACGUCGAGUCCCAAAAGAGCUACACCCGGGUGGCGUCGAGGGCGAUUACAUGGAUGACUACGGAGAUGAUGAUGAGGUGUGGCUGGUGUGGACGGACAAGACCAAUGAGAAGCAGGAGAAGGGCAUCAGACAGCUCGCUCAGGAGGCGAGGCAGGGAAAUGCUCACGAUGAGAACGUUCUCACUUACUACAGGUACCAGCUGAAGCUCUUCGCUCGCAUGUGUUUGGACCGUCAGUAUCUGGCCAUAGACGAGAUCUCCAAGCAGCUGGACGUGGAGCUCAUCUUCCUGUGCAUGAUGGAUGAGACGCUGCCCUUUGACAUCCGUGCCUCCUUCUGUCGCCUCAUGCUUCAUGCUCACGUGGACCGAGACCCUCAGGAGCUGGUGACCCCCGUUAAGUUUGCCCGCCUCUGGACGGAGAUCCCAACCUCUAUCACCAUCAAAGAUUAUGAUUCCAACAUGGAUGACAGCCGAGACAACAAGAAGAACCGCUUCUCCAACAGCAUGGCCUUCAUGGAGGAAUAUCUGAACAACGUUCUGAAUGAUGAACUGCCAUUCCACAAUGAGGAGAAAAACAAACUCACAUAUGAGGUGGUGAGUUUGGCCAGACAUUUGAUUUACUUUGGAUUCUACAGUUUCUUUGAGCUGCUCAGACUAACCAGGACCCUGCUGGGCAUCAUUGACUGUCGACCCAAUCCUUUACACACUGGGCUGUUGUUCCACGAUGAUGGAUCAGGUACUUAA
Molecule: messenger RNA, 2872 nt
Organism: Solea senegalensis (Senegalese sole)
Lineage: Eukaryota; Metazoa; Chordata; Actinopteri; Pleuronectiformes; Soleidae
Product: inositol 1,4,5-trisphosphate receptor type 3-like
Exons: 23
Coding region: 125-2872 (915 amino acids)
Biological process (GO): calcium ion transmembrane transport
Cellular component (GO): membrane; endoplasmic reticulum
Molecular function (GO): inositol 1,4,5-trisphosphate-gated calcium channel activity; inositol 1,4,5 trisphosphate binding
Source: RefSeq, a predicted model, not a curated record